UGAGUUUGACGUCACUGGCAAGAUGGCGGCUUCCUUCGGAGCAACGCUGUUUCUGUGAAGCUGUUUUUGUCCGCUGUUUCUGGGGAGAAUAUUGUUAUUUUUCCGGUAAAAGCAGCGGGUUUUGUUUAGUUUUUUUUCUGCGGUUCUCUUCAGCGGAGCGUCGCUGUGGCUGCAGCCGAGAUGAGGACAUUCUGCGGCAGAGCGAAUCCGAGCACCGGAUCUCUGGACUGGGUGGAGGAAGAAGAGUACGACUUCCACCAGGAGAUAGCUAGGUCCUGUUACGCCGACAUGCUGCAUGACCACGACAGGAAUCAGAAAUAUUACGAAGGAAUCCGUUCCGCCGUCAGCAGAGUUAAAGCUCGAGGUCAGAAAGUCGUCGUCCUCGACAUCGGAACAGGAACCGGACUUCUGUCCAUGAUGGCCGCCACCGCCGGGGCCGAUUUCUGCUACGCUGUCGAGGUUUUCCGUCCGAUGGCUGAAGCUGCUCAGAGCAUCGUGAAGAAAAACGGAUUUUCUGAUAAAAUUAAAAUCAUCAACAAACAUUCGACGGACGUCACCGUUGGUCCAGACGGAGACAUGCAGGAGAAGGCCAACAUCUUGAUCACGGAGCUGUUUGACACGGAGCUGAUCGGUGAAGGAGCUUUACCCAGCUAUGAACACGCCCACCAGAACCUGGUCCAGGAGGGCUGUGAGGCGGUUCCUCACCGGGCCUCGGUCUUCGCCCAGCUGGUGGAGUCGGAGCUGCUGUGGAGCUGGUCUCAGCUGCAGCCUCUGGAGGUGGACGGGUCUGUGCUGGCGGCGCCGCCGGCCGUGGGUCGAUGCGCCGGAGCUCAUUCUGUCUGCGACAUCCAGCUGAGCCAGGUGGACCCGAGCAGCUUCACCCCGCUGGGACCCGUUCUGCACAUGUUCAGCGUGGACUUCAGCAGAGCCGUCAGCAGCUCCUUCCAGUCCCACUCCUCCCAGUUCUCUGCUCGGUCCGGGGGUCGGGCUCAGGUGGUUCUGUCCUGGUGGGAUCUGGACAUGGAUCCUGCAGGAAGCAUCGUGUGCAGCAUGGCUCCCAGCUGGACGUACCCAGAACCCAAGACGGCUCCGUGGAGGGAUCACUGGAUGCAGAGCGUCUACUUCCUGCCGGCUGAGAGCAGCGUGAACGAAGGCGACCAGCUGCGACUGACCGUCUGUCACGACGACUACAGUCUGUGGUUCAGUCUGCAGCCGCUCGGCCAGCAGAUCCCUCAGACUGAAGCUCCGCCCCCUCGGCCCUCCUGCACCUGUCAGGCUCACCUGGUCUGGACUCGACCUCGAUUUGGAGAACUGAACGACAGACGGAGGACAGAGAGCUACGUCAGCGCUCUGAAGAGAGUGCUGAGAGACGACAGCGUCUGCCUGUCUGUCAGUGAUGGAAGCAUACUUCCUGUUUUGGCCCACAUGCUGGGAGCUAAAAAGGUGUUCUCUUUAGAAAACUCCAGGAUGUCCAGACAGGUGAUCGAACAGGUGUUGGACGUGAACUCGAUAAAAGGAGGAGUGGAGCUGCUGGAGAUCAGACCUGACCAGCUGACCAGCAGUGAUCUGGGAGGACAACAGAUCUCGGUUCUGGUCGGAGAACCCUACUUCAGCACCAGUCUGUUGCCGUGGCAUUCCCUCUUCUUCUGGUUCUGUCGCUCUGCUCUGUCCGGACUCCUGCGACCCGACGCCUCCAUCCUGCCUGGAUCUGCCUCCCUGCACGUGGUGGCCGUGGAGUUCCAGGAUUUGUGGAGGAUCAGAGCUCCGUGUGGAACCUGUGAAGGCUUCGACGUCACUCCCAUGGACGAAAUGGUCCAGAAGUCUCUGGAUUUCCGUGAGUCCCGUGAGGCGGAACCUCAUCCUCUGUGGGAGUAUCCCUGCCGGGCCUUGACUCAGUCCGAAUCAGUCAUGACCUUCGACUUCACCCAGAGCGUCCCUCAGCAGCCAAUCAGCAGCCAGGGAUCGCUACCAUUCAUCAGGGCUGGUCGUUGCCAUGGCGUCGCCUUGUGGAUGGAGUACCACCUGACUGAUGACAUCACCGUCAGUGCCGGUCUGACUGGACCAAUCAGUGAGCAGGGCGACUGUGUCUGGAGCCGACACAGGAAACAGGGAGUUUAUUUCCUCAGGACGCCGGUGGAGAGUUCAGAUGACGGCAGAUCUGCGGUUUCUUACAGCUUCACCUUCGAACCCGGUUUAGGAGACAUUAAGAUGGACUUUAAGGUCACGCCUCAGUGAUCUGACGGCUGAGUUUCACCUUUUAGCUUUUAUACUGAACGGAUUUACAGAAAUGAACCUCCAGAACGGAGCUGACGCUGUCAUCAGACUGAACAUUAUUCAUGUGAAAUCUGUUGUUUUUGGGGUGAAAACUGAAGGGAAAUUGCAGGUUUUGCUUUAAUACACAGUGUUUUGGCUCCUUUAAUCUGUACAAUGAAGGCAGAGAAGUUACUAAAACCUUGAGAUGGAGAAUUCAGGAAAUAAGUUCUCAGAUUUUGUUCACAUAUUUGGGACCUAAAACCUAAAUUCUGUGAAAUAUUUUUGUUGAAUUUUCAGGAUUUCAAAUGUUUCCAGACCUGGUUUGGUGAAUUAAGUAAAAAUGUUUUACCUAGAAAGACGUAUGUAGGAUUCAAAGUCUCUAGAAAUAAAACUCUAAAGGUCAAGAAGCUUGGUGAGGAAACAGACAGAACGAUUGAAUGGAUCCAGGAGACGCACAUUUUUUAUUUAUUCAUUCCUGAAAAUGAAACAAAAAGUGCUGAAUUUCCAAACCAAGUUGGUAUUGUGUCUGAAAAUGAAAUAAAGAUGUUCUAAAAUGAUUAAAAAUGA
Messenger RNA from Acanthochromis polyacanthus (spiny chromis), 2820 nucleotides. RefSeq names its product protein arginine methyltransferase 7 (gene prmt7). The transcript is spliced from 17 exons. Bases 181 to 2235 code for a protein of 684 amino acids. Lineage: Eukaryota; Metazoa; Chordata; Actinopteri; Pomacentridae. Gene Ontology annotation, molecular function: protein-arginine omega-N monomethyltransferase activity. The record is from RefSeq and is a predicted model, not a curated record. Gene Ontology annotation, biological process: peptidyl-arginine methylation.